This is a messenger RNA of Rotaria socialis, 1599 nucleotides long. Lineage: Eukaryota; Metazoa; Rotifera; Eurotatoria; Philodinida; Philodinidae. The record is from the annotation of a GenBank genome assembly.
UCACAAAUAGAGAUGAUUUUAAUGAAAUCGAUUUUGCCGCAAAUUCAAAUUCCCCAUCAUAUGGAUCUUCUGAGAGCUUAUUGAGCUCAUUCUACUAACACCGAACUUAUUCAAAUCAAUGCUUGAAAUUAGUCGCAUUGGUUUACAUCAGCUAUAUAUAUAUCAUUUUUCAUCAUCGAGGUGUUUGUAUUUUUUACAGAUAUCUUGUUUUUUGUUGCAAUAAGUACAACAUCCAACAAACGGGCGAUGAAUAUCUUGGGGAUGAGAGGUGUGAGGGCGAGGGAUGAAGAUGAGUUUGUAGAGAUCCAGUGCUCACGUGAAUAUCAAAGUGUUGUUUAAGAGAUCUUCAUCAGGUGUUGAAGCUUCUCUCGUGCCUUGACUGAGACAUUCUUCUGCGAGUUUCAAAGGCAAGAAUGAACGAAUGCAAUGUUUGUGAAUGGAGCCGAUUGUCAACCGCCAUGACCUGCUGUUGGUCUAGGUCGGAAAGAAUUGUGUGGGUGUGGGUGGUGAUGUAAGUGUUCACACGAUUGAUAUCCACACCCACACUCACACCCCACCCCACAUCCACCCACACCCUCAUCGAUACCACGGUCAACAUUCAUAUUCAAUCAAAUAAAAAUUCAUCCAUUUUGCACAAGUAAUUUUGUUCGUGAUGAUCGUUGGUUUUAAUAUUGGACAAUGAAAUGUUUCAAUGGUACUAUCGAUUCUACUCCACCAUUUUAUUGGAUCGGUUUUUUGCAAGAAUGGCUUGAAGUUUUUUAAUUAUGUUGAAAUAGUAUGUGGCCAAUUCAAUAAAAGUUUUUCUAAGAUAGUGAAUUCGUUUCAAGUAGAAUAUUAUUUUCUCUCAUUAACCCAUUACGCAACUAUAUUUCAAUGGAACAAUUCAUAAUUGGAAAACUUCUCUUCAAAACCAGGUAGAAUAUAAUGAAAAAAAGAGACCUUAAAAGCAGACUUUUUUACAGUUGUGAGCAUCGAAAUCGGAAGAUUUCGCCGUACUAUGCGACACUCUAUUCUAAUAGACGAAAAAUAUCUAUGAUGAUAUUGAUCUUUUACAGAAAGAGGGCAAAACAUCAGUAGAUAAAUCUGAAAAAGCAAAAUAGCAUUGCUCUAGUGUCACUGAAAGCAAUAUGCACCACUAUAUCUUUUAUGUAGAUUUACCAAAUAGACUCGGCUAAAUUCUAUUCAGUGGAACAAAGUAUUCAACAGAAUAAAUUAAUUUCAUUUGAUUUUAUUGGUCCUUCUUUGAUAUCCAAGCCAAUCAAUAACACAUGGAUUCUCGAGUAGGCUUCAGGUAUUACCGACGACAUUAAUCAUCUGCCAUGCGAUUGUGAACAAGUUUUUCUAUGUUUAAAACCAUUGGGUUUCUAUAGCUAUUCAUCGUUGGAUACACAAACGAAUGCCAUACCAUAUCAACUUCUUCCUACCAUACAUCCUACUUGUCACCUUUUAGAUUUCGGUUAUUCCACACUAGACGGUUUUUACAAUGAAUCAUGCGUUCAGAUGCUGAUUGAUCAGCGUCUUUAUGGUUAUGAAAAUAUCUAUUUGCCAAUUAAUUUGAGCAAUAUAACAGCACUUAAUCCAAAUGAUUUCAUUAUUUAA